This is a messenger RNA of Cornus florida, 1209 nucleotides long. Its product is annotated as 11-beta-hydroxysteroid dehydrogenase 1A-like. NCBI's taxonomy places the organism in Eukaryota, Viridiplantae, Streptophyta, Magnoliopsida, Cornales, Cornaceae. Gene Ontology annotation, molecular function: oxidoreductase activity. The coding region runs from base 1 to 1209 and encodes 402 amino acids. The transcript is spliced from 7 exons. The record is from RefSeq and is a predicted model, not a curated record.
AUGUAUGACAGUGAGCCAGCGAUUCAAGUGGAGGCGGCGCUGCACGGCGACGAUCACGAUUUGGUCGGUGACGAUUUGGGCCUGUACAAACAAAAAAUAGUGUUGUAUCGGACGUCGUGGAUUUCACCCUCAACAAUCUAUACGGUCUCAAGAUGCUUCUGCAGUACUGAAAACAUGAAAGGAAAAGUAGUUCUCAUCACUGGUGCUUCUUCAGGAAUUGGGGAGCAAUUACCAUUUAAAUAUGCAAAGAAAGAAGCUUCACUGGUGAUAGUUGCUAGGAGAGAGAAGCGACUCGUAGGGGUUGCUGAGAGAGCUCGCGGACUUGGCUCCCCAGAUGUUCUUCCUGUUUGUGCAGAUGUCUCAAACGUCAACGACUGCAAGCGAUUUGUUGAUGGAGCUAUCAACCACUUUGGCCAAUGUACAUGUAUAUAUAUAAUUAAAUUUAUUGUUAAUCACUAUCUAAUUUAUUCUAUCACUCAUCGAUUCAUAUUUAGAAUGGAAAAAAUUACUCUUGUCAAUGGACUGGAUCUGAUCCAAAUAGGCUUGUUUACAGUGGGUCAUGUGGUAAAUAAUGCUGGGAUUAGCUGUGUCUGCACAACUGAAGAUGCCACUGACAUUACGAAGUUCACAUCUAUGAUGGAUAUAAAUUUUUGGGGAUCAAUAUAUACUACUCAUUUUGCAAUUCCUCAACUCAAAAAGACCAAGGGAAAGACUGUCGUAAAUUCAUCAGCAGCUGCACUGUUAAAUUCACCCGGAUUGAGCUUAUACAGUGCAAGCAAAGCGGCAUUGAUAAGCUACCAUGAGACACUGAGAGUGGAAUUGGGUUCUGAAAUCACAAUAACUAUUACAACUCUUGGUUUCAUAGAAUCAGAAAUCACCCAAGGCAAAUGUUUAUCAAAGGAAGGUGUCAUUGAAGUAAAUACUAAACUGAUGAGAGAUACAAGAUCCACAGAUGUUAUUCAGGCAAUGCCGGCCAUGAGUUGUAGCGCAUGUGCAAAAGUCAUUGUUAAUGGUGUGUGCAGAGGAGAAAGAAAUGUGACACAACCAAAAUGGUUCAAACUGCUUUUCAUGCUAAGAACUUUAUCCCCUGAAGUGGUCGAAUGGUAUUAUCGCACAUUUUACUUCACCAACCCAACAAUCUCUCAUCAGAUGCUCUCAGCCAACAUCUCAUCUACUUCACCGGCCGUCACAAAAACUAAAGCAAAUUAG